AUGAAGCAACGAAUGAAUGUAGCCCUGAAAAGGUGGUAUUCAUCAGAAAGGACAAAGAACGCGAAACCACUAAUCUUAAUUUCGAAUAAUCAAAAUAUACAUUUUAAUUUAUCCUUAGAAAACUUCCUACUAAAUAAUUACAGCGACUUGUUGAAAUACUUAAAUGUGAACACAGUUGAAAAGUUUGACAACCCUGUUCUGUUCUUAUGGAGAAACAACAGAUCCAUUAUUAUUGGAAAAAACCAGAAUAUAUGGAGCGAGUGCAAUUUAGAAAAUAUAAAAGAAGAUAAUGUUUUAGUGGCUCGUAGGUUUACAGGUGGAGGAGCAGUCUACCACGACCUGCAAAAUCUUUGUUUCACAUUUUUGAAUAAUACCCUAAAUACAGAUAAUAAUUUCUCCAUCAUUUUAAAAACUUUGAAAAGGCACUUCGCCAUUGAUGCGAAAAAACAGGGAAGAAACGACAUAACUGUGAAUGAUCGAAAGUGCUCAGGUUCUGCAUUUAAGAAAAUAAAAAAUGUGUUCCUUCACCAUGGAACUAUAAUGGUGAACCUUCAGAAGGAUGUUCUACAAAUGUAUUUAACUCCGGAUAAGAUAAAAUAUAUAAAGCAUGGUGUGUCUAGUGUUAAUGCGAGGACUAUGAACCUGAAGGAGGUAAAUCCGAAUAUUACUUGUCAGAAUUUAUGUCAUGCGCUGAUUAAGGAAUUUCAAGCGUUUUACAAAAAUGAGGUGUCCGAGGAGGGAGAAGAGAGCCACACUACUACGCUAAAUGUAGAAGACUACAAUGAUGGGAAUGAGGGUGCCACUUCAUCCGAACAGCUUAGCAUGAACCUCAAAGAAGGGGAAAAGAACCUAGAGAACUUAGUCGACAACUCGUCCCCCAUUUCAAGCCAUUUUAAUAUUCAUUACAUAGACACAAAUGAAAGCAUUACGAAAAAUCCAGAAUUUCUAAAAUAUUUUAAUCUCCUAAAAGAUUGGGAUUGGUGCUAUGGAAAAACUCCAAAAUUUCAGAACCGAUUAUGUAAACAAUUCAAUUUUGGAAAAUUCGAAGUUUUUUUUAACGUAUCUGAUGGGAUGAUUAAGGAUGGAAAUAUUUUUUCUGACUGUUUGGACGUCAACUUAGUGGAACAGUUAAAGUUAAUUUUUAAUAACGAUGUUAAAUAUUCGAAGGACAGCGUGGCUUCUUUUUUAAGUGGUUUGCAAGUGGACAAUAAGGAAACACUGUCGGAAAUUUCAGAGUGGAUUUUGCAGGAACUCUGA
This is a messenger RNA of Plasmodium knowlesi strain H, 1257 nucleotides long. RefSeq names its product lipoate-protein ligase 1, putative. Bases 1 to 1257 code for a protein of 418 amino acids. The record is from RefSeq and is a predicted model, not a curated record. NCBI's taxonomy places the organism in Eukaryota, Apicomplexa, Aconoidasida, Haemosporida, Plasmodiidae. Gene Ontology annotation, molecular function: lipoyltransferase activity; lipoate-protein ligase activity. The transcript has a single exon. Gene Ontology annotation, biological process: protein lipoylation. Gene Ontology annotation, cellular component: cytoplasm; mitochondrion.